AUGAUAUGCAUAACGUGCAUGCAACAUGUAGAUUCUCUUUAUACAGUGUACUCAAAUGACCAUAUACAGUUAACAGAUUGUCCAUUUUGCGAAGAGAUCGUGGAUAAAUAUGUCGAAAUUGACAACGUCCUACUAUUCAUCGAUUUAUUAUUAUUAAAACCAGGUGCAUAUAGACACCUGGUAUUCAAUUCUUUGGAAUUGCAUCUCUCCAAAUAUCCCAAGGGAAAACCGGUUAAUGAUUGCCAAUGUUUGCUUGAUUAUACGGAAGCGUUAGUGUUUAACAUCAAGAACUGGUUUCGAAAAUAUGACAGAUUAAACCGUCUGUGGCUUCUAUUACUAUCAUUCGAGAUUUAUUUAACAUGGGUUACUGAGGAGAGUAAGUACAUCUACUAUUUGAACCGUAACAAUGAUGAUAGUAACCUUAUCAUGCUUUCAAUGAAAUUGCCAGAAAGCUUCAAAUGGGACUCGACAAUUGUGCGUAACACCAUCACAAGUAAAGUAUUUACUUGGAGACCACCAAUACAAUAUCUUUACUUCGCGAGUUAUUGUAUUCUUGACGUUUCUUUAUUUCACACAUUAAUUCAGUACUUCAUACUAAAAAAACUGCAUUGGGGGCGAAAUUUUGCUUCUUCGAAGGAUAUCAUAUCAUACACGAUUCUGUUAUCGUACGGCGCCAAAAUUUUUCCUAUUUUGAUGUUGAUAUGGCCUUAUGAUACUCUGAUUUCAAUGAGCAUCAUUAAGUGGGUGGCCAAUUUCUAUAUUAUCGAAUCGUUAAAGAUUGUUACAAAACUCUCCUAUUGGAAUAUCAUAAAAAUUUUUAUAAGUGUGGCUCUUUUACGUUACUGCUUGGUCAAACCAACGCUUAUACUUUGCGUGGCAAAAUUCAAACUUUCAGCUAUCAAGAAUUUAAUGUAUCAGGAGUUUAUGUUGCUGCUACAGAAAUCAGGAACAUAUCUGUUUUUGUAA
Saccharomyces mikatae IFO 1815 is the source of this 966-nucleotide messenger RNA. It is a transcript of the gene ARV1, whose product is annotated as sterol homeostasis protein ARV1. Lineage: Eukaryota; Fungi; Ascomycota; Saccharomycetes; Saccharomycetales; Saccharomycetaceae. The transcript has a single exon. The record is from RefSeq and is a predicted model, not a curated record. Gene Ontology annotation, biological process: regulation of plasma membrane sterol distribution; intracellular sterol transport; sterol metabolic process. Gene Ontology annotation, cellular component: cortical endoplasmic reticulum; Golgi apparatus. Bases 1 to 966 code for a protein of 321 amino acids.